Molecule: messenger RNA, 993 nt
Organism: Spodoptera exigua (beet armyworm)
Lineage: Eukaryota; Metazoa; Arthropoda; Insecta; Lepidoptera; Noctuidae
Source: the annotation of a GenBank genome assembly
AUGCGUAUCCUCGUAGCAUUCGUGUUUCUCACCCAAAUUGUUGUUUGCGAAUAUGACAACCGAGUUAUAACGACUCUAAAGUACUCGAAAUACAGCACAUCACCAUCUGUAGUCAAUGGGAAACCUGCUGUGGAAGGUCAGUUUCCUUUCCUGGUGUCUUUAAAAGAACCAGUGGCGAAAAUGGAGCCGGAUAAAUUUGUGUGGAAGAACCUUUGUGGCGGGAGCAUAAUUGACACCAAAAGAGUGCUGACAGCGGCCCAUUGUUUUGAAAAUAACGAGUUCUACUACGCAAGACAUCCCGAAACGCUCCGCCUGGUGGCCGGUGCCAUGACUACAGACCUAAUACACUGCGGGAAGACAGAAACUACAAAAGACACUCAAUGGAGAAGCUUACAGAAAGUUCUGAUACACGAACAUUUCAACUUCCCUGCUAAUGACAUCGCAGUUGUCCUUGUCAACGAGCCGUGGGUCUUUAAUGAAAACGUCAACUUCAUAAAAGUGGCAACAGUAGUGACGGAUUACGCAGAGCAAUGCGUGUCUGCUGGGUACGGAAGAAUCGGUCAUCGCUCGAAGGACAGUGUCUCCCCAAUUUUGUUGUCUGCGAAAUUAAGCACAAUGCCCAGAUGGCGAUGCUCCUUAGUUUGGGAAAUGAAUAUGAAUUCUUUUAUUUGUACGGACUCAACAAUAGCGGACGUGGCUAGAGGUGAUUCUGGGGGUCCUUUGUUAUGUUACCAUACCGGUGACCCUAACGAGGUGAACGAUGAGGGAGUGUUGGCCGGUGUGGUAAGCGGGAAGAACUUUGAUAAGACGACGUUGUACACGCGAGUGUCUGCGUACACCUCGUGGAUAAAUAACGGUCCUUCUGGCGCUGAUGAAAACAAACGAGCUGACAGAUCACCUGGCAAGCGAUUGGCGCCGCCUACAGACCUGCAGCACCAAAGGAGUCACCGUCGCGUUGCCGGCCUUUUAAGAAUGAGUACACUCGCUUCUUGA